Molecule: messenger RNA, 460 nt
Organism: Haliotis rufescens (red abalone)
Lineage: Eukaryota; Metazoa; Mollusca; Gastropoda; Lepetellida; Haliotidae
Exons: 4
Coding region: 91-396 (101 amino acids)
Source: RefSeq, a predicted model, not a curated record
AUUUGCUUGUAUUCAAAUACUUAGAUAAGCUUUAACAUAUAAAAGUUUGUGAGAAGUUGGCAUGCGCUCAGAUUUAGAGAGGUUAACAUCAUGAAGACUGUGUGUGUCCUGGGACUUCUGGCUGUAAUUGUGGUCUCCGUGCAGGGAGAGGCGUGUAACGAUGUCCGUGACUGCUCCAUCACUCAGUGUAACUCUGGUGGAUCUCUCGCAUGUGAGGCGGGAACCUGCACGUGCGUCGUUCUGUGUGCUCCGGAACCUAACCUAGCCAGAUGCAGAAACCAGAAUGAAUGCUUUGACGCUUACAACAAUGGCCAGAUAGACUGCACGUGCCAGCCUGUCUCCGACCUCCACUGUAUUGACGGAUUUUGUCACUGUGGCUACCCACCUAACAACUGAGCGUGAGGAAGAUGUGUAUCCACAAUUUGAAACUUACAAAUUAAAGUACCUGCUGUUUAUCUUA